Messenger RNA from Labeo rohita (rohu), 5371 nucleotides. It is a transcript of the gene c4b, whose product is annotated as complement 4B (Chido blood group). Gene Ontology annotation, cellular component: extracellular region. The record is from RefSeq and is a predicted model, not a curated record. Lineage: Eukaryota; Metazoa; Chordata; Actinopteri; Cypriniformes; Cyprinidae. Gene Ontology annotation, biological process: complement activation. The transcript is spliced from 41 exons. Gene Ontology annotation, molecular function: protein binding; endopeptidase inhibitor activity. Bases 88 to 5238 code for a protein of 1716 amino acids.
CUCUUAUGCAACAUUUGUAUAGCAGAGUUGAAAGACUAAAAUCUGCUUGGAAUCCUGUGCUGCUCACACAGGACCCACACACUCACCAUGGAGGUGCACAUGCGUCCUCUUCUCUAUCUACUGCUGUUCAUGUGUUGUGCUGUUCAGGGAGAUAGCAGAAAGAGAUUCCUAAUCACUGCUCCGAGUGUUUUUCACGUUGGUGUAAAAGAAGCCGUAUGGAUUCAGGUGGGGGAGGCAUUGCUUGGCAAACCCGUGUCCUGUCAGUUAGAAACAGAGAUGCGUGUUCCCAUGUCCACACGGGAGACCAAAACAAUCAACACAAAAGGGCAGUUUGACAAAGUGAAUCUUGAGAUAUUUGCAAAUAAAGCCUCAGACCUGAAAUCGACCAGUGGAGAGCCUCCCUAUCUCAACCUGGCUUGUGAAGUUGACGGUCAGAGAUGGCAGACCCGCAUCCUGGUUUCCAAACACAGUGGCUACAUCUUUAUUCAGACGAACCAACCCAUAUACAACCCCACACAGAAAGUUUGGUUCAGGAUCUUCGCUCUGGACCACUCCAUGCGACCAAAAUCAGAGUUUGUUGAUGUCUAUAUAUAUAAUGCUGAUGGGCACAAGGUCAAGAAAAAGACGUACAACAUUGUAGAUGGCAUUCUGUCACAGGACUACUACAUCCCUGAUAUUUCAAAACCUGGUGUGUGGACGAUUAAAGCACACUACAAAGGUGAUGAAGAAAAUGCUGCAGUGCGUGAAUUCAAGGUCCAGAAGUUUGUUCUUCCCAGCUUUGGAGUUUCUAUUCAUUCAGAGAAAGCCUUUCUGCUUGUGACCGAUGAGACAUUUGUAUUCACUAUCAAAGCCUCAUACACCUAUGGCAAGGUCAUUGAUGGUGGUUUCCACUGUCGAUUUGGUAUAAAAAAGGACAAGUCAGAGAAUAAUGCUGGAGAAAUUGAAUUCAUUAGGGGACUGGAGAAAACUGGAUCUGUGAAAAAAGGCCAUGCUGAGAUUACAGUUGAAAUCUCAGACCUCAAGCAAAAACUAAGCUCAACAUUAGAGGAAUUGGCAGCGACUCGGGCCCAAUUCUACAUUGCUGUCUCAGUAACAGAUAUUUUAAGUGGUGAGGUACAGGAAUCAGAAGCUUUCCUUCCCAUUGUCUCAAUCCCAUACAAUGUGGAUCUGUCUCGGACAAGAUCUUUCUACACACCUACAUAUCCCUUUCAAGCAGUGGUAACAGUCCGUCACCCAAAUGGUUCCCCAGCUAAGGGCGUUCAAGUGAACUUACAUGUCUCAAGCGCCACGGAAAAAAAUGUAGUUGUUAAAACUAAUGAAGAUGGAGUCGCAUUUAGCAUUUUCAACUUGGAAGGAACACCAUCUUCAGUUUCAGUGCAGGCAACAGUGGAUAAUUUCAAGUCAACCAAACAAGUGCGCCCACUGAAGUCCACAACAAACAGCUUCCUGCAUAUUAGUGUGACUAAUAAAGUCCUGUCAACAGAAGACCCUCUGGAUGUUACAUUUUAUGUCAGUGGCAAACCAGAAGACGGGCGAAUAUAUCAUAUGAUUCUCAGCAGAGGCAUGCUGAGAUCAGCGAAGUCUGAAGCAUCAGGUUCUGUAGUAAAAACAAUCAUUAAUAUCAGUCCAGAGAUGAUCCCAUCCUUCAGAGUGAUUGCCUUUUACUAUGACACAAAUGGUGACAUUAUUGCAGACUCAGUAUGGGUAGAUGUAGAAGACAAAUGUGAGGGAAAGCUUCAGAUAACACUGCAAGACCAUCGUCAAUAUCAACCAGAAGAUACCGCUGUGCUAGAUAUUAACGUAGGAAAGCAGAAUGCAAAAGUGGCCUUACUAGUUGUGGACAAAGCCGUUUACGCCCUGGGUGCUCAAAACAAACUCACUCCAAAGCAAGUGUUCACCUCCAUGCAGUCUUAUGAUCUGGGGUGUUCGUAUGAAGGUGGAGAGAACACAGCUGCUGUUUUUAAUGAUGCUGGCCUGGCCUUCAUCUCUCACUCGUCCACAAUCCGUUCAAUGAUGAGAAAAGGUUUCAGCUGCGAGUCUGGUUUUAGACGCAACAAACGUUCUAUAGAUAUUCAAGCAGAAAUGGUUAAAAAAGAAGCUGCGUUCAAGAAAGCAGAAUUGCAGAAAUGCUGUCGCCAUGGCUUCACCCUGAUUCCUAUGAAGUUUACAUGUGAGGAACGAGCAAAAAAAGUGAGUAAAACGGAAAGUGCAGACUGUGUGAAAGCCUUCCAAGAGUGCUGUGAGUUUGCAAAGAAGCUAAGAGACAAAAAGAGGAAAGAGGACCAGAGGACAGGGCAUGGCAGAUCUGUUGAUUCUAAUGAAAUCGAGGAAUUCUUUGACACUGAGAUGGAAUCAAUUCGCAAUUAUUUCCCUCCAAGCUUUGAGUUCAAACAAAUUAAUGUGAAAGAAACUGUCAAGCACCAAAUCCAUUUACCACACUCUAUCACAACAUGGGAGAUUCAGGCUCUCAGUUUAUCUCCAUCUCAUGGUUUCUGUGUGGCAGAGCCAGUUGACAUUACUGUAUUUAAGCACGUGUUUAUUUCCUUGAGGCUUCCUUAUUCAGUCAAACGAUUUGAACAACUCUCUAUAGCUGCAGUGAUAUUUAAUUAUGGCAAGAUGGAAAGGGAGCUCCUUGUGCAAAUGAAACAAGUGGAUGGUAUUUGUUCACCGGGAUCAGCUUCUUCCUCAUCUGCUGUACAAAUAAGUCUGGGGCCACAGUCGUCUCAAACAGUGACUUUCCCUGCUGUUCCCAUGAACAUAGGUGAAAUCCCUAUCACUAUUGAACUGUUUGAAGUUGAAGAAAACCAAAAAACAAGAGUGGAUGCCAUUCAAAAGAUACUUUUGGUCCAGAAUGAAGGAGUGGAAAUGAGAGAAGAGCAGACUUAUUUUAUUAACCUGGAUGGUAGAAGUGACCGGCGCUUGUCUAUCGAUGGAUUUUUCCCAAACAACACUGUUCCAGAAACAGAUGUCAACAUGUUUGUCAAACUAGAAGAGGAAGUAUUUGCCAAAUCCACUGCUGUGCCAUUACUGUCACCAUCCAAAGUGGAAAAUCUGAUCCGGGCUCCUCAUGGAUGUGGAGAACAGACUAUGAUCCGUAUGUCUCCUACUGCCUUCUCAAUUCGCUACCUGGACAAAAGUAAACGCUGGCUGGAACUAGAAGCAGGAUCCAGGGACAAAGCACUGAAUUUCAUUGAGCAAGCUUAUGAACGGAUUUUAACAUUCCAAAAGCCUGAUGGAUCGUAUGGAGCUUGGAUAAACACUCCCACAAGUACCUGGUUGACUGCGCUGGUGGUGAAAGUGUUGUCUCUUGUGGCCGAACGACAGAUAGAAACUCUUGAACAGCAAGGAACAACAGAGAAGUUGAUUUCGCAGGAGGACAUCCGCAAAGCAGUCAAAUAUCUGAUUAAAACACAGAACUCAGAUGGGUCCUUCGCUGAUGCUUAUCCAGUCUACCACAGGGAAAUGCAGGGAGGUAUUGGAGGAGUUGAGCAAGAUGCCUCUUUAACAGCUUUCAUCACGAUAGCUCUUUAUCGCUCCCUCCCUUACUUGGAUGAAGAAGAAAACAAUGUGAAAAAAAGCAUCUCUCGUGCCACCAACUUCCUCGUUAAUCGAGUCGAUGAUCUUCAAAGACCUUAUGCGUUAGCCAUUACUGCGUACUGUUUGUCUGUCUGCCUCACUGACCGAACACAGUCACUGUCUGCCUGGAUAAAGCUCAGAAGGCUCGCAAAACCAGCGGAAGAGUGUCUUGUUUGGCAAGAUGAUGAAAAUAUGCGACUGGUAAAUGAGGCAAAAACUUCCCGUGUGCCCCCUGGAAUGGCGUUAACAGUAGAGACCACUGCAUAUGCUCUCCUGACUGCACUUGCACAGGAUGACUUAAUAACAGCACAUGCUGCCGCCUGCUUCUUGUCAUCCCAAGAGAACUAUGAAGGAGGUUUUAAAUCAACACAGGACACUAUCAUGGCUUUGGAAGCCCUAUCAGAGUACGCACUGAGUAUACCAGAAACACCCUUCUCUACAAUCAAUGCACUGUUUACUGUUCAAGGGAGGUCUGAGACAGAAAAGCUGCUUUUGGACAAAAAUGAAAAAGUGGAAACAGAUUUAAAGAGACUUGUGGGAAUGGGAAUAGAUGUAAACAUUUCCGGCAAAGGAAAAAUUAAAAUGAAAGUGGCAAAAGCUUAUUAUGCUCUUAAGGAAGAAUCUAACUGCGCUGACUUGUCAAUACAUGUGACUGUAGAGGGAAAAGUGGAAUACACAAGUGAAGUACAAGAAUCUUACAAUUACUAUGAGGACUAUGAACAGCCAGAAGAGAGGAAGGAGGAGGAAGAUCUCCCCCGGUCAGCAAUCGAGUGGUUUGAUGCUCGCAGCAGACGGAAAAGAGACACCAAGCAAAACACGCAAGAUGAAGUUGUCUAUAAAGUGUGUGUCAGUCAUACACAGGGCAGAAACCUCUCUGGAAUGGCCAUUGCUGACAUCACUCUACUUAGCGGCUUUGAAGCAAUCAAUACAGAUCUAGAAAAGCUAAAAGACCUGGUAGACAAGUAUAUUUCUCACUAUGAGCUCACACGAGGAAGAGUGCUGUUGUACUUCAAUGAGAUAGAUGAAGGUGAGGCCUGUAUUGCAUUCGGAGCGAAGCAAAGUGUGGCCAUUGGUUUAGUUCAACCAGCUCCUGCUACCUUUUAUGAUUACUAUGAACCAGACAGGAGAUGUUCAGUGUUGUACAGCGCCCCCAAGAGGAGCAAGGCGGUGUCUGUCUUGUGUUCAGAUGAUGUGUGUCAAUGUGCAGAAAGGGGUUGUUUCACAGAGAAGAAAACAAUGGACAUGCAAAUCACCAAAAAGAACAGAUAUGAUUAUGCUUGUUACCACACCAGCAUUGACUAUGCAUUUGAAGUCACUGUGGAUUCAGUUACUGAAGAGAGCAAUUUCUUAUUGUAUUCAACAUCUGUGACUGUGGUCCUCCGAUUUUUGGGAGACACGAGCGUGAGCACAGACAGCACACGGGUGUUUGCCAAGAGGAAGCACUGCAAGAGUGAGCUGAAACAGGGCAAGACGUACCUCAUCAUGGGCAACGAUGGCCCUACCAAAGACUCAAAUGGAAACAUGCAAUACCUGUUGGAUUCAAAAACAUGGGUUGAGGAGAAACUGUCGCCCUCAACAUGCAAAGCAUCAGUCAACAAGAAAUAUUGCAAGGAAUUUAAAGAGUUUGUAAAAGAGUACCAAGUUAAUGGAUGCAACUCUUAGUCUGAACUGCAAUUAGAAAAGGAUUCUACAUUUAUUCUGAACUUACUUUUCAUUUUAUGCUACACAUUCUGGUACCUGUAUAACAUGCAUAUGUUCUGUUAUCAACACUUAAAAUAAUUGUGCUUACAAGACA